AGAGCUAUUUACUGUGUAAGCAAACUAGUCCUAAAAUCUACUUUUUUUUCCUGCAACUUUACUACCUACAUACUAAAUAUCUAAUGAUAUUAAGCCUGGAUUGAAUGUAUGUACAUUGCUUAAAAAUCAUUCCUUAUAAAGAACUCUUCUGUGUUCCUUCCUUGUGUAUUUUAACAUCAUUGAAGUUCUCUGAAAAACAUGUUUAUUUUCCUUGGGUAAUUUUUGUAUGACUUCACAGCUCUCUGUGGGUGUGGGUUAAGGUUGUAAAGGCUUCUAAACAUGCCUUCACUUGCAUUUCUUUUCAGUGACUAUUGUCUUCUGUCCUUUUUCCUGAUCAUUACUUUCCUGGAUUCCUGUACAGGUCAAGACGCAGUCUCUACAUGCCACAACUUGACUCAUGACUCCUGAAUAUUGUCAUGGAAAUGCACAACUUUGAGGAUGAGUUAACGUGUCCCAUUUGUUAUAGUAUCUUUGAAGAUCCUCGUGUACUACCAUGCUCUCACACAUUUUGUAGAAACUGUUUGGAAAAUGUUCUUCAGGCUUCUGGUAACUUUUACAUAUGGAGACCUCUGCGAAUUCCAAUCAAGUGUCCUAACUGCAGAAGUAUUAUUGAAAUUGGUUCAACUGGCAUAGAAUCUUUACCUGUAAACUUUGCAUUAAGAGCAAUUAUUGAAAAGUACCAGCAAGAAGACCACCCAGAUGUUGUCACCUGCCCUGAACAUUACAGGCAACCAUUAAAUGUUUAUUGUCUACUAGAUAAAAAAUUAGUCUGUGGGCAGUGUCUUACUAUAGGCCAACAUCAUGGCCAUCCUAUAGAUGACCUUCAGAGUGCCUAUCUCAAAGAAAAGGAUACACCUCAGAAAUUGUUUAAACAGCUAACUGACACGCACUGGACAGAUAUCACUCGUCUUAUUGAAAAGCUUGAAGAACAGAAAUGCCAUUCUGAGAAAAUGGUUCAAGGUGAUAAAGAAGUUGUCCUCCAGUAUUUUAAGGAGCUUACUGAUACAUUAGAACAGAAAAAAAAAUUUUUUUUAGCAGCUCUCUGUGAUGUUGGCAAGCUGAUAAAUCAAGAAUACACUCCACAGAUUGAAAGAGUGAAGGAGAUAAGGGAGCAACAACUUGAGUUAAUGACAGUGACCACAUCAUUACAAGAUGAGUCUCCACUUAGGUUUCUUGAGAAAAUCGAUGAUGUCCGCCAGCGUGUGAAGAUGUUGAAACAAAGACCACUUCCUGAGGUCCAGCCUGUUGAAAUUUAUCCCCGAGUAAGCAAAGUAUUAAAAGAAGAGUGGAGCAGAACAGAAAUUGGACAUAUUAAGAAAGCUGUCGUUCCUGAAAUGAGAAUUUCUUCGAAAAGGAUGCCAUCAUGUUCCUGGCCUGAUAAAGAUGAAAAAGAAAUUGAAUUUUUUAAAAUUUUAAACAUUGCUAUAGUUUCACUAAUUUCAGUGAUACUGAUGUUGAUACUCUUUUUCAACCAUCACAUAAUAACCUUCUUAAAUGAAAUCACUUCAAUAUGUUUCUCUGAAGUUUCUCUGUCUGUUUACCAAAGUUUAUCUAAGAAUUUAUAUGACUUUAAAAAUAUGGUAUGCUACACUUGGUAUUUGUUAAAGGAAUUCAUGUGGAAAAUAGUUUCUCGUUGAAAACCUAAAUCAGCAGUUUUAUGUAUUCUUAUUCUGUAUAGCAGAGGCUAUACUCACUGCUUGAUGGAAAAGUCAGGUUAUCAUUAAGUAGCAACUAUAAGGUUACAGCUAAUAUAUAGAAAUACGACAAACUUUCCAUGGUUGGGUAGAAGUACUAUCAGAAGUGAGACAUCUGAAAGAUAAUUCAAAUUAGAAAAUUGUAAGUUUUGAUUUGAAUAUUAAUACCAUAUCCUGUUCUUAUUGGCUUGAUAGUGAAUCAGUGUCUUAAAUAUUCCUGCUUAACAAGAUUUGUUUUACUGUUACAUGCUGCAGUGGUUAA
Molecule: messenger RNA, 1956 nt
Organism: Acomys russatus (golden spiny mouse)
Lineage: Eukaryota; Metazoa; Chordata; Mammalia; Rodentia; Muridae
Gene: Trim59
Product: tripartite motif containing 59
Exons: 2
Coding region: 417-1637 (406 amino acids)
Biological process (GO): cilium assembly
Cellular component (GO): intraciliary transport particle B; centrosome; cilium
Molecular function (GO): zinc ion binding
Source: RefSeq, a predicted model, not a curated record